Armigeres subalbatus is the source of this 14330-nucleotide messenger RNA. RefSeq lists its product as uncharacterized. Gene Ontology annotation, cellular component: nucleus. The coding region runs from base 1898 to 12457 and encodes 3519 amino acids. The record is from RefSeq and is a predicted model, not a curated record. Gene Ontology annotation, molecular function: transcription corepressor activity; protein binding. Gene Ontology annotation, biological process: negative regulation of transcription by RNA polymerase II. Lineage: Eukaryota; Metazoa; Arthropoda; Insecta; Diptera; Culicidae. The transcript is spliced from 6 exons.
CUGUCAGUCGUCCAGCAGUUGUCGAGCGGUUCGCACGUAGUGUCACGGCUCGCGUCUCGUGUCCGUGUACUAUACAGUCAAUACAUACAUAGCGCUGUAUAUGUGUGUUCUUCAUUCGGUCGCCCUUGGAAAUAGUGAUUGAGAAAAAAAAGUUUUUUUUUUAUUUUUUUAUUCGCUUGCUUUCGUACACACUGUGAAUGCUUCAAAGUAGGAGGAGGUAAAGCAGAAGCUUGAAGACGAAGAAGAAACAGCAGCAAGCAAAGUACGAAAGAAGUGCUUUGGUGUAGAGAACGAGUUUGUGUGUCUGUGGUGCUGCACCACCAAGAAAAAGGUGAAAAGUUACUGAAAAAAUUCUAUCAGUGCAAGUAAAAAUGAACAUCAGCAGUUGUAGCAGUGCGGGUUUUUCGUAAAUUGCCAUGUCGUGAUUCAGUUAGAUCGCGAGCAGUGUAGGCCAUUCGGAAGAGGAUCUUGGCCUAAACUUGUAGACUCGCUUGGUGAUUGCGACAAAACGCAUUAAUCGACCGUGAUCGGAUUGCUUAAUGAGGCAACGAUACAGCCGUUCAAAGUAGUGACCGAAACGAUUACGAAAUCAACAAACCAAUUCAGGUGUCUAACAAGCCCAGAAAAUUCGCACGCGUGUGGAUCGUUAAGCGACCAACUUUCUCCAACCGUAGAUAGUCGAGUACGGUUGGAGCUGGUUGCCCAUUUGAGUCUGGCAGCCGAGUUGGGUGUCGAUUUUCUCACCAACCGCCCUCGCGGUUUGGUUUGCACAAGAAGAAACAAAGGAAAGUUGCCCCCGAAGGAGUUGGAAACGGAACAAACCGAUGAGAGUGUUGCAAGAAAAGUUCCACGCGUACAUGUGAGGAGCGCAGCUCUCAACGGAGGCAAGUGGCAAGUCUGCGUUUCCGUGGGCAAGUCGGUGUGGGAGCGAAGUGUUUGCCUGGUCACGUCGGUAUUGGUGACUGGGGCACCCAAGAUGCUAUUUACGUCUUGGAUCCAUUGUUUCUUGUCUUCCGGAAAAGUGCUAGCGCCGUUGAACCAUUAGAAGAAUCGAAAGAAACCCCGGUGAAGUGGAAAUGAAUUAUUGUGCAAUUACUGCCGCCGAUCUUGGCUACAAAUAUUUGAUCUAAACUGCGACUUGGUCCGUCCGGAACCUAUUUAUUGCACCUUCGUGGUGUAGGUGUGUGCGAGUGUAUGCGCAAGUGUUUUUGCAAAAGAAACCUCCGCUGUGCUGUUGAUUGUUCCGUGAUUUAUGGUUAUUUUCGUGCAAGAGUGCAUUCCGUGAUUGUUGUUUCGUGAAGAAUCGACCCUAAAACCGAGAAUGAUGUCGCUGCCACGACCGAUGGUCGAUGCGUUCCGUUGUUCUGAUUGGAUUACAACAACAGUAGCGCUGGCAUUACGCCCUCCUGUGUGCAAUAUGGAUUAAGGUGCUAUUUUUAGUGUCAGUUCAGUGUCGUCGUCUGCUUUGGGGCCGCAACUGUCGUCGCCGUCGCCGCCGCUGCCGUCACUGUGGAUGUGUGAGCGUGGUGACCCCAUUCUUGGCCACUAAAGACUUCGGUCUGCAACAUUUUGCGUUUCUUUUUAUUUUGGAUUACCACUUUCAUCAUCGAUCGUUGUGCCCGAUUGCCGUCGCAGCCCGCAGCUUGUGUUCCGUUUUUUGAAGUGAAGUGAACCGAAUUCAAACUGGGAUUACUUGUGGCUGUAAUUAACUGUGAUUACGACUGCAGCAACUGCAAUAGUCAAGUGGAAAGCUGAUCAAAAGAGAAGGAUAGCAUACAAUCGCAUACAAUCAAAACAUAACAGCUCACAAAUGUGGCUAGAGGUCGAAGGCGUACAAAUUUAUCUCACCAAAAACACCACCAGCUAGGGCAUCGUCAACACAAACCAAGUUACGAACAUGGAAACAAUGCAAGAGGCAGCUUCUCCGCAAGAUCCCUCGCAACCAGCGACAGAUCCAUUAGCGAUUGGCGACAACCCUGAACAACAAGAAUCAAGUUCCGCAGACAUGGGACCACCGCCGUGCAUGGAACUGGAGUCAACCAAAGAGGCUACACCUGUUCAACCACUGGAGACACCCAGACCACAGGCUACAGAUGCUCAACCACCGGUCGCCCAAAGCCCGCCUGUUGAAUCGUCUUCCUCAGAAAUGGUAACGGUCAACACUUUAGAUCAUGUUAUAAAAUCACCAACCAAUCAGGAGCCUUCAGUUGAUCCACUGGCUCCGAGUGAAGCUUCUACACAAAUAGCAUCAGAGGAAUGUCAAAGAGCGGAGCUAAACACGACUGUCGAAGAACCUUCUAAUACUAGUGAAUUCCAACCGGAGUGCUCAGUUCAGGAAAACAUUAGCAAUGUAAGCAGUAGUGAUAACGCAGUUCAUGCCCAACAGGAACAAAUAUCCAAGCAAGACGCCUCGACUAAUGCUCAACCAACUUCAUCAGAAAAGCCCAUGGAGACUGCGACGGAAGCUUCGAAGCUGUUCAGCUCUCCAAACGAGGUUGCCUCAGGCAGUAACAGUAGCAGUAGUACUAAUAAUACCAACAGUUUUACCGCCGGCAGCAACAGUAGUAGUAAUAUCGGAAGCAGCCUCGGCAUCCGGAAUGCCGUCACUAGUGAUAAUAGUCUAAAAAUCAACGGUAUUAGUGAUCUUAGUAUACUUGAUGUUACCCAAGGUAACGAUGACGAGAUUGAAGUGAAAGUCGAAGGUGGUAGUCUUAUGCACAAAGUGAUAAAGUUUUCCCUGCUGAAUGGGAUGCAGGACAGUAGUAAACGGCUAGAGAAUAGUAGAUUGAUUAUGAGUGGUGUAGGUAGCAAUCCCACCAUUGAAAAGACUCUGGCUACGACUUCGUCCCUUGGCAGAACGGCCCUUGGAGGAGGCCCUUUCAGGCAAAGUGAUAAAGCAAAAGAAGAAGGUUUUAAGGGCGGUGGUAGCUCUCCAUUAGACAGUUCCAAAACUACGCCUCCUGCCUGCUCCAGCGUUCGACCCGAAUCCGCGGAGUCGAGUUCAUCGCCGAGCAGCUCUAACAGUAACAGUUGUGACAGUGGAACUAAUGUGAACAAUAGUGACAGUUUUGAUUCGAAAACGAACCGGACAGAGGAACCCAGGGAACAGAUGGGACAUUCUGUAGAUAGUAACGUCAGCAGUGGCACCAAUGUUGAAAAUGUUCGCGAUGAAAAUGUUAGUGAUACUUACAGCAAAAGUACGUCGUUAGAUUUCCGAGAAUGGCCUCAAACUAGCACUGGUUCAACAGUUCCUGCUGCAAGCAGUUCUACUGCUUCAACCCCUAUGGAUUCGGGUGCUGUAGUUAGUACCGCAGCUUCUAAGGAUCUAUCAAAUACCACCAAGGAGACUGAUCAAUCUAUAAACUCAAGCGAUGCUGUUCCUCCAGCAAAGCGUCCGAAAGCUAUGUAUUACGCAGAUUUGCCAGACUUCAGCAAGCCAAUGUUAUCUACAUCGAGUCUGACAUCAACCAACGCUGCAACAACUACGUCUGGUGGGGACCGCUUUAACACUGCUUCAACCAAAGGUCUAAGCCAGCUUCAGAUGAAGACUCCUGACUUCAGUCGAAUAAUUAGUCCUCAAUCAAGCACUAUCACAAAUCCUCCUACAUCUGCUCUGACAUCACCAUCACAAGUAUCCACUACCACUGCGAGAUCUCAUGAGCUGCAGAUAGCUAACCCAGAUUUUUCUAAAGGUUUCGCAUCCAAACCACAGCCGUCAAUGCCAACAACCUCGUUGGCAACGUCUUCCAGGGUAGAUGAACGAUCCUCUCAUCUAAAUCCCGCUUCGUUUGCUGAAAUCAGCAAACAAAGAAAUUAUAUUAGUGAUCUGCAGCUAAAAAAUCCAUCCUUCUCAGAGAGCGUAGCGUUACAACAAACGGUCAUGAAAACACCAUCAUCCAGCAUUCCGCCACAAGGACAAUCGAAUCUCAAUAGUUACAGGAUAGAAAAACCACCCGCUCAGACAUCUAAGCCGUAUUCACCUAACAUGUAUCGGCAGGAAACGCCUGCUCAAGUUCAGCUCGAAGAACCCAAAGCCCACGUUAUUCACAAGGCAGCCAGUAAUUCAGAGACGUCGAAACCUUGGAAUCCUGCCUUGGAAUAUUCUCCCAAACAAUACAAUCAACUGAACGAAAAAGAUCGUUACUCCAAUACCUACCCAACAGCACCUAAAGCCCCUCCUCCUCUAACCGGUGAACCUUCUGGGCAAUCUUACCCGGGAUAUCCAAUUUACCCACCCAACAAAGGCAAGGAGCAGGCUCCUCCGUCUGUGCCGGUAACGCAUCCGGGUGGAAUUAUCGUCAACAAUGUUAAGACGUACUACCCUGAGCAACAUCAACCGUUGCCCAAAUCGAAAGAUCUGGAAUUCCGGUUGGAACACAAGGAAAAACAACUCCGUCAAGAAGGCACAAUCAUAACACUCAAAACUAGCGACAAUCGCCCAUCGACCAGUAGUCAACCACCAGCUCAAAAUCCCCACUAUCCACAACAGCCGUACCACGCUUCGCGAUCACUGUCACCAGCUACAGAGCGGCGCAACGAAACUCAAGAGAUUUUGUAUCGUGACUUUAAGCUCAAACAAUCGUACGAGAUGCCACCACAGUCUUCAAUGAGAAUGCCAAUGCCCAAUAGGCAGCAGGAAGAAGCUCGAGCUCGGGUUAGUCAAGAACAUACCCUCCAUAGAGAUCGAUCACCAUAUGAUCCGUACUAUCGCCCUCAAGCUGUCCACCAAAACCCACCUGUUGCUAAAUAUUAUCCCCCGCCCGAGCACCACAAACAGUCCGUUAGUCCAGCUUCAUCGGCUACACCCUCUCCUACACCGAUCCAUGCGCAGAAUCGCAGUCCUGUGCCGAUCCCUUGCAAACCCCCGCAAUCUGGACCAAGCGGUAUGAUGCAUCCACCAUCAAACUGGCCCAGCCAAAGCCGUGCAAUCCCCAGUCCUCAUGGAAGCUCCACUUCUUCCCCAUCAUCCGCUCCACCUUCAGUCAGCCCGAACCAAUACAUUCAGCAGAAAAACUCUCCUAGUCCGGUGCAUUCCUAUGGACCACAGCCUAGUCAGAGUCAAGUCUACAAAUCGCCUAGUCCUUCGUCAUCUUCCUCCUCGUCUCCAUACACGGGACAUACAGUACCCGGUCCGGUAACCAAGUACACACAGUACUAUCCGUGCGGAAAUGGAGAACGCGUGGUAAGCAUUGAAAUAAACAAAGAAACCUACAAACCAGGUUACAAGGAGCUAGAUUUUAACAUGGAACAGAAGUUUGCUGAAGUCUACCAGGCGCAUGAAAUGAAAGAAAAACAAGCUAAAGCAGCAACUAAGCCUGUCGAUCCACAUAGGUCACAACCAUACCCAAGCGCAUCAACAGAUUACGCUUACCGGCAAGCUCCUUAUAAGCCGACCGAUGGCAGACCUCAGGAAGUUUAUCGAGAUGAAUACGGAAGAUCUCGAUCGGUUUCAACAACCGCGACCCAUCCUCAAGCUUCUCGUUACCCACAGCAGGAAAAUGCCAGCUACGGCCAAUAUUACCAGCAGCGUGUUGGUGCAGACAUGGAAAUGCGAAAAUCUGAAGCUACUCAGCCUUACAAACCAUCCAGCAGGGAUCCUUCGCCGGCGCAAAGGUAUGGAUCAAGUGAAUCGCUUUACCACCACUCAAAACAGCCAGAGUACCACCCAACGCAAGCUUCUACUUCCAAAGCGCCGCCUCCUCCUCCUCAUCAUUCGAUGUAUCCUCCUUCAGCGAAUGAACCUCACGGACCGCCUUCGCAAUACGGUUCUGUGGGUAAAAGUCUUUACCCAAGUUCACCAUAUGAACGACCUCCAGAAAAUCCAUCUGUGAUAAGCAACACAUACAGUCAAGAUCGUGCUUCGACGACCAGACCUCCGUACCCAGAUAUGAGGCACCACCCUUCCGUCGAUCACUACCCGCCAACAGGGCAUGCAUAUCAACCAGCACCACCUCCUGCCAAAACAGCUUCCACACAUCCUAACCCGCAUCUUCCGAAUCAGGCGCCACCAAUGCCUUCAUCCAGUAGGGAUAACCGAGGCUCUACAGCAUGGCGCUACCAACAGCAGCAACCUCUUGCUCCGCAACCUGGACCAUCAGGCUACAACCAUGAUCGACCUCCACAACCCCCACGUGAUGAACGCCAAAAUCCUGUGAUUCAACAGCCUGUCAGUAAAAAUAUUCCUGUCAAAGUAAUCGCUACCGUGAACCCUACACAAGCAGUACCUACUUCUACGACGAUUGCACCCGCAACCAGCACCACCAAGCGUGAAUCUCCACUUGAUUUAUCGGUGAAAACAGUAAAAACUAAGGCCGACUCCACAGGUUGUGACGACUAUAGUCAAAGCAGUAAGAAUCGCGAUGGUCUGCCUAAAGUUAACUUCAACCCGAAUUUUAAAAAGCACAUUCCAAGCAUGCCAGAGCGACAACCUCAGGACAUUCGGAUGCCGCUUCCUGCGCAGCCAUCACAACCGUAUCAUCCUCAUAUAGCUAGAGAACCUCAACCAAUUCCUCCACAUCACCCGCAAAUGCAAACGGCCGGGCCAUCGUCUAAAUCGUCUCCAGCCGUACCUCCUCAUCAUGAUCAUCGCCAAAUGCCUGUGAUCGGAUCGGCGAUUCCUCCAGGGUAUGACAAAAAGACAGAUGCCUACAUGUCAGCUAAUUAUAGAGCUGUUGGGGGACCCUCCGAAAUUCCUCGAGAUGCGCGAUAUCCUCCAGACAACCGAUAUCAAACUCAACCACAACAGUCACGAUCCAUUCAUCCGGAUCAUCGCGAACAACAGGCGUAUAAGGCACCACCAUCUGGAGCGUCUUAUCCUCCACGGUUGCCACCUGGGCCACCUAUGCCUCCACAUCAGUAUCCAAAUAUGCCUCCUAAAUCAGAGCCCUACUAUCCAGGAAGCUCAAAACCACCUGUUUCGGCCACAAGCCGAAGUGUCUAUUAUCCGCCGCAUGAAAUGGCACGCAGUAGUAAGCACUCAUCAGGUGGGCCAAAGCUUUCGUUGGAUGACCCUCGAAUAGAAGAUCGUAGAUUUGUGGAAAGUAUGCUCAAAAAGCAAGCAUCUCCUUCGGCCGAGGUCAUAGCAGAUCUACAGGCAGGAAAGUUCUCUACUAGAAUACCAUCUGCUUUAGCGCCAGCCAAGAAACGUCCCGCAGAAACUAUUCCAAAGACUUCUCCACCGAAAGCACCUCGCCUAGACGAACCAAAUUUGCAUCGGCCGUACGAAAGCAAUUAUCGCUACCCACCACAUCCGGGUCCAGCAGCUCCAAGAGACUAUUAUCCAGUACCGAUCAAACAUGAGCCAGCCAGCCCGCAACCUGCCGGAGUGUAUUAUUCAGAAAAACGUUCAGAGAUGCCGUCGAUUACGCGUGGUGUACUGCAUCCGCCGCAAAAUCAACCGUCAACUUCCAUGGCAAAUCACUCAGUUCUUCAACCCAAUACUCAACAUAAUACUCAUCCAAUAAAUUCCCAUACAUCGGUUAUCACUAGUUACCACGCUCCCGUCAGCAGACCGGAAAUACCAAGGCCUCAAGAGGAGGGACCUAGUCAGCGGGAGUACCACCAACAACCCCCGCAUGGUCAGUUAGAUGAGCGAAUAUAUUAUCCAAAGCCGGAGCCCUUUCGUCAAGGCCACGGUGAUCCAAAGUACUUUGGGUCAUCGUUAGACAAAACCCCAUCAGCGAUAAAAAAUGCUAGCGAAAUGAUGAACAACCAAUAUCAACAGCCACCAGCAGGGCAUGUGCAAUCGCAUAUUCAAUACAGUGGGCAAAAACCACAAGCGCCUUCAUCUUCCCAACCUCAGGCAAUUCAACACUAUAACCGUUCGGAGGUUCUACAAAGUCCCCCACGGUCUGACUACUUCAGUUCUUCAAAUCAUGCGCAAUCCAAAUCCCACAGCGUCAUCGGAGCACACCAGAAUAGGUCAUAUGAAAAUUUACCUCCUUUGAUCAGCGAUGGGCCUAAACCAAACAUUGACCAUCGGCCAACACCUCCACAGCUGCAUUCAAGUCAGGAAUCUCAGAGUCAAAGCUCUACUGCCCCAUCCCCGCUACAUCGGGGAGCCGAUCAGUCCGUUAUCUCCAAGCUCCGAACUAGUCUGGAGCAAAAAGAACGCUACAACCAACUACGCAAACAAAACAGUUCUGAAAUGUCGGAAGAGGACUCCAAACCUCCAGAAAUGAAUUCGUUUCCACCAUCACAUUUCCGCUCCAAAGGCGCCAUGAAGGCCUACACUCCAAUUCCAAAUUUUGACAUGCCGCACUCGGCUCCCCAAUCGGCCCAACAACCACCACCACCACUACCACUGCCUCCCGAACAAGCCGAACCAUCACGUCCUUCAAGUCCCAUCAAGCCUGAACCAGCGGAGUCCCUAAAAGACCCGCUUGAAUUGCCCACAGAAAUUGAAGGGCCGUCAGCGCUAGACAUAAACGAUUGGGGUAGCGCUUGUAACGAAUUCGUGGAGCAACUGCAAACGGGAAAAAAGCGAGGUCGACGGAAACGAGGGAUCGCUGGAAAAUUUGAAUCAGAUCAGUUGACAACGAUGACGGAUGAAGGGUUCAGGGCCGAUCUUCCCGGAGUAGCCAACAGUUCGCUGUCUGAAGUUCCACAAGAAGUACUUAAAAAUGCAACGCUGGAAAUAGGAGAGCGCGGUAGUACUAGCGACGAAGAUAAACCACUUCAAUUACUGAAACAGCAGUACAGUUCGACGGGGGAACUGAAGGAAGAUCAGCUGCAGGUUUUGGAGAAAAUAACUAAAGAAAAGCUCUCGGAGAAAAUAGCACGGAAUAUGCGGGAGAAGCAGCGACUGGAGCAGGAGCAGAAGCAUGAAGCUAAAUUGGGGCAAUGCAGUAGUUCGGAAGAUGAGUCCGACACUAAACGGUUAGUGCAACGGUCCAAAAUGCGAGCGAGGAAAUUGAGGAACAGGUUGAGCGUUCCGCUCAAAUCGUCCGAUGUUAACACAGAUGGAGAAGACGAAGAAGAGGAAGAGCAAGAUCAAGCAAGGGAUUUACGGAAACGAAAACGGCUGGUUCAGACAUCAUCUGAAUCGGAGGCGGGAAGCAGUGUGAAAAGAAUGAAUCGUUGUCAAAAUCAAGUGAAGCACGAGAAUGGGACCGACUUGAGUUCAGAUGAAGACGAAUCAAAGUGUCCUGGUAAGAGAGGUACAACGACGCCGGAGGUGAAGUUGGAGAGUGUGAAGCAAGGGACUCAGUCUGACAGCGAAUCUAAUGAUGUGAAGACUAAGGAAUCAGUGAGCGGUGAGAAGAACUGUGAAGCGGAAGAUGCAUCUAGUGACAAUGAUUCGGAGAAAGAUAAGAAGGAGGUCAAGAAAGGUGCUUUGAAAAAGGCUGUGAAGACUAGGACUACUUCCAAGUCCAGACUAUUAGAGGAAGAAUCGUCAGAAAGUGAGGAGUCAGUUGUUGAGGAGGAAACAAUGACGCGUUCCAAAAGCAAAUUGGAAAUGGAGAAGCGUAGAUCAAAUAGCAAAGUUUUGCGAAACGAUAAGAUUGUAGGGAACUUUGUGAGAGAGCGAAAAAAGUCGGAAAACAUCACACCACAGAAGAGCAAGAAAGUUAAUCUGAAGUUAGAGGCUAGUAAGAAAAGAAUCUUGGACAGUGAAUCGGAUUCAAAAACUACGGGUGUUAAAAAGCGAACCAGACAAACGUCGAAGCUGCAAACCACAUCAGGGUCCGAAAGCUCCGAAGAAAGUGAUGUAGAAACCGUGUCGGAGCGUUUGCGCUCGAGGAAGCAGAAAUCUUCGGAAACAUCGGCACCCUCUUCUGCCUCGAAGCGCGGUACCAGCCAAGAUAACCGAACUCCUGCAAAAGGUCCAGCUGACAAAAAGAAUGUAAAACUUGAGUCAUCUAAAAGGCGGGGUCGUCAUCCGAAAAAAACAUCACAGGAUUGUGCUUCGGCUAAUACUAGCGAAAACUUCUACCCUGGGUGGGAAAAAGAGUUGUACGAGUUCAAGCGAUCGAUCAAAGUUCCACCCGAAUUGAUCACGAUAGGGGGGAAGCAAUAUGUUCAUCGAAUAUCAACAUCCUUGCCGGACUUGGAUUCUCAUCACAGUGAUGAGUCGGAGACCUUUUCGGAAAUCGUAAAGAAAAUCAACCAGAAAGAAGGUUCGUCGAACAAAAAGUUGAAAACCAAAGCUGCCGCUAAACAAGGUCAAAAGAGCAACAUGAUGACAAAAGAACAACAGCAAGAAGAAAAGAAAUUGGUUGGAAACAAGAAAUUCACGUCUAUAAUAGAACUUCUUCAUGAACGAAUCCUGCGACACGCCAAACAAGCAAAGGCAAAAAAGUCUAAGAACAAGGAUGAUAAAGAAACUCUGAAACCAAAGCAAGAGUUUGAGCUUCUUCCUACGCCUGGGGCUGAAAGUGAAGCGUUGUUCAACCGCAAGAAGAAGUCCCUUUUCGAUACGGCCAUUUUCAAGUCACGCACCCGAACCGGCCAAAAGGUUAUGCAAAGCAAAGAGAUCAUUCGAGAGGUUUUCGGUGGAGACGACGAACGACCUCAAUCGGCACCACCCUUGACAUGCGUGCAGGAACUAAGGAACAUCACUUACGACGAGAUGUAUAACGAAAUGUUAACGAAAAGUCUUAACGUAGCUGAAUUUCUCCGCGCACAAAAGAAAGCCGAAGAGGAGCGCGCAGUGGCAUCAGGAUCUGGUCUCUCACGGCCAGCACUGAAAAUGAAACUCGAAGACUUGGAUGACGAAACCCAGGAUAGUGUGCUGCUGAAAGAUUCGGAGCGGAUUACCGAGGAAGGGGAUACGCCAUCGGUUGCGUCCGAACGGGAUCUGGCAACCCCGUUAUCGUUCAAAGGUAGCGGAAAGAAGAAGACCCACAAAAGCCGUCGUAAGGGGAGUUCUGGCUUCGACUAUAUUCGGAAAAAGAAGAAACCUGUUGUGAACAAUGGCGAAAAUAGUACUCCGGUGGUGCCAAAGAAGAAAGUUGUUUCGGUUUUUGAGAAUUUGGAGUCGAAAGAUGAGUCACACAUCAACAAAGAAAUUCGGAGUUGGGUGUUGAACAAGGGAGUUGGCGAGAGUGUGAUGCACAGAGCUGCAAGACUUGGAUAUACGGAUGUGAUCGUCUAUUGUCUAGAACGUUUGGAGAUGGAUCCGGACACAAAAGAUAAUGCGGGUUAUACUCCGUUGCAUGAAGCAUGCGCCAAAGGGCAUCUGGACAUCUGCCAUUAUUUGUUGCAGUACGGUGCAAGUCACUCAGAACCAGCUCCCUCAGGUAUGCGACCUCUUCAUGAAGCAGUUGAGAACUCUUUUAUUGAAGUUGUCCGCCUACUGUUGGCAUUUGGUGCCGAUCCGAUGCUUGCCACGUACGCUGGUCAGACACCAGUUCAGUUAGCGGAGAACAACGAAAUGGAGUUGUUUCUGAAGAAUCAUCUGUACGAUAUUCAGAGCACGAAUCCGAACAAGAUGGGAUGGAAGCUAGAUGGACCAUGGAAGACUCAUGAUCCCGAAGAGAGUGGAUGCGACAUUUUGGCUGACAUACCAGGAUUCAUCGAUGAUGAUGGUUUUCAUAAUAUCUCCAGUACUACCGAUCGAUCUACACUGAACAACUCUACGAACUCUACAGAGACGCUAGAUGGCAGGCAUCCUCCAAUCAAUCUUCCUCCUCCUCCACCACCGCCACCUACUCCCUUAGCGCUACCACCACCACAAAUUCAACAGCCAAUCCCCAAAAAGUGCGACUCAAAUUCCAACAUCAUGAACUUCGAGCUUAAAAUGGAGUACAAGGACUGUGCAGUGGUUUUGAACGACAUCCAUGACCAGAACGAACCGAAACGGAACGGAAACAACAACAACGAUACGACAGGCUCAACGUACGUGAACGGACAACUCCAGCCGAUGCAGAUCAAAACGGAAGCGAACGUUGAGCCAGUUGUACUCAACGGUGGAGACCUAAGGGAGGGGCUGUACAUGCAGGAAAGUGACCCCGAGGAUGACGAUGCGGACGACGGUGAAUUUGUGUUCGAGUACGAGGAAGCCGAUCGACCACUGCCUCCGUUGUAUCUCCUCAAGGACGAAUCCGCCGGAGACAAGUGGGUGCUAAUGACGGAUCUGUGCAACUUCCUGAAGCUCAAAUCGAAGGAAGCAGUCAUGAGACAGAUAUGCACCAACGCAGUACCUGUGAACCCAAGCAAUCAGAUGACCUUCGGUUAUCCCACGGGACCCGCCGUUGGUACCAUGACUGCAGCCAACGCAAUGAACCCCAACGCCACGACCACCGCUACCACCAAUGGGACGACAAACGGUAGCACUACCAACCGGGAGCUAAUACGGGAGCUCAAACUUGAAGACUUUCUAUCGCGGGCAAGCUGUCUUCAGCUGCUGUACGCCGGGGAGAAGCUCAACAUUAACUCCAACAAAGUUGUACUGGUCAAGUACAACGAAAACGUCCGAAAUUUGCUCCAAGUACAAACGUUGGUGACCAAAAUCUAAUUCGACAAUUGGAAAAGUGAGGUAAAAUAUAUGACUGAAUGAAGCGCAGCUGGAAAAGGGACGAGGGACAAAGGGAACCGUAACUAACGAACAAGAGAAUAUGCCUUAAAUACGUAGAACGGAUGGGAUGAAAGGAACCCGAAGUGAUGAUAAUGAGAUAGAUAAUCUGGAAACCAGAAGACUUGAAUUGCAACAGACAAAAAGCAGAAAUUGGAACAAAUCUUGCUCAGGUUACGAUAGGGAGAACUACGGAAGUAGCACCAUAGUGUAGAAAGCUAUCACAGUGUUCAAUGCGCUUUUGAUUUGCUUCAUUUUUUGUAAGAAUCGAUCAUUUUGAAUCAGCUGAAAUUGCGUUCAAGCAUUGGUAAGCCUAAUUUUGGGUACGACAACCCAUGUUGGAGACUGAGUAGAAGUAACAUACGAACACAUACAUAACAUACACACACACAUUUGCAACCAAACCAAGAUACAAUAGAAGUCUCACCGAACUGAACUGAAAGCCGGAACUCGCGCAAACCGCAAACCCGUGCCUUCCGUACCGUGGCAAUGGCAACACUACAUUUUUUGACAGCUUUGAUCAGCAUGUGUUGCUAUCAGCAAUAGGAAAACAUCACACUCACAACAAGCGUACUUUCGAUUAAGCAGUUGACGGUAAGCGUAUCUAAAAUUGUUUUCCUGCACCCGCCUUAAAUUCUGUACUAUCAUUUGAAAGACUUGGCGACCAGCACUUUGAAAUGUGUGAUUUAAGUUUCUGUUUAGUUUUACAAAAAAGUUUAGCAAGAAAAUUAGUUUCCAUUAUCGUUUAAGUGUUAGUUAUGAUUAUGAACACGCGCGAACAUACGUUUUCGUUUCCUUUUCUGUUUUAGUGUGAUUAUCGCCUUGCAGUAAAAUAUUUAUUUUUUAGUUCAAAUUUGUUCGUUUUAAGACCAAGGUUAACCUAAUUUUAAACUAAGUAGUAUUUUUGUAGCAUACGUGUGUACAUUAUGUGUAUUUUAUGUUUGAAUGUUAUGUAGAUAAAUCACGCAAAACUUCAUUGUUUUCUUUUCAUUAAAUCGAAACUUAUUUAAUUUAAAGCAACUGGAAGGGAAAACUGCGAAAAAAAAAUAACUUCCGUAUCGUAACUGCGUAACUAUAAAACUAUAUAAGAAUAACUCUGUUCUAUAUUUGUGCACUAAGUGCAGACCUGCAAACGAGAACUAAUUCUACACAUACUCUGAUUGUUGUCAUUUUACAAGAGUUCGUUUGGUCCAUCUUGCAGCAAGCUGUAUGUAGAAUAAAAUUCACUAGAUAAGACGAUAAGUAAAUCCAAUUGUUCACCGUCGGAUGCAAAUCAAAAGUUUUGAAACGGAAAUACAUGGAACUAGGAUGAUGGUUUCAAAUGAAGUGGGAUCACCAACUCAAACUAGUUAAAAGCUACAAAAUGGUGAACUAAAAGUGGUGAUGGAUAGAUAAGUAGGAAAUAAAGCGACAGAGAGUGACACGUACCGGAAUGUUUUGUGCAAUCGGCUUUAACUCAAAUUUAAUUAGUUGUUUUUGUUUUAUUUUAAUCAUUUAGCGUAAAGCAACAGCAUUCACGAGCAUAAUUUUGAUAUCAUUAUACGGUUUAGUUAUUAAAUAAAACCAACACCGAUGUCGAUAUAUGAUAGCGAAGUAAAAUAACAUUGUAAGUCGUUUAUUGAAGUAGAAAAAAUACGAAAUACAAUGAAAUGUGAUUUUCGCUUAAUAUACAAAAUUUUAUUGGUCAAAUUCAUCAAAUCAUAGAAUUUGAUGAUAAACGUGAACACUUGAUGAUGUAACAGAGAAAAACAAAGAAAAAUAUAUUAUUAUGUAGAGUAGAAUAAAACUCAACAUUGAAUGAAGAGAAUUAAUUGAA